AUGUCUGAUCAUUGUCUUAAUAGUCCCUUUAGAUCUCCUGUCAAUAUCGAUGAUCAGGAGCAGGGACAGGGACAAAACGAUACAAAGGUCUCCACUUCCUCAAUGGCUUCUCUAUCAAGAAUUCGCAAUGCCGAUAGUGGCAUCUUCACUUCUUCGCCUAAAAUGGAUUUUGUUCCUUCCAGAUCGGUUUCUCCUUGUGACUAUGAAGGAAAGCAGCCGUCUAAAGCCGUUUCAAAGGAAAAUUUGGGAUCAGGUGACACAUCGAGAGGCUCUUAUCACUUGGAUUCUACCUUAGAUACUGAGGCUGACGACUCCCAGAAUGAGCUAGUCGCUGCUUCUGCCAGAAAUCCGGCUCUUGUUCUAGAACUUGAUUUGGAUUGUAACGUCAGGUUUAUUAGUCAUAGUUGGAAACGUAUCGUAGGUACAGAUAUUGCCAAGAUAGUUCGUAAACCUAUUAGUGAUAUCAUUGUUGGCAAUGAAGAGGACAGUCAAGUGUUCAUUAAGGCUACCAAGAUCAUGGUGGAAGACGAUGAGAGUUACAGAAUUCGGUUUGUUGUGCAGACAAAUUUAGUGUCUCUAGCUACUGAGGCUGCACAACCUCAAGCCCUAACUCCUGAAAAUCCCGGAAGUCCUGGAAGUCCUGGAAGUUCUGCAUCUCCUGACCUGAAAUCAAGAGGAUCCUUUUCUCUUAAAUCUCCAAUUGGUUUUACGAUGGAAUCCCCCCGGGGUUCUUCUUCAGAUGAUUCUGCUAGCAUUAAAUCUUCCAGCUCCACCAUCACUACAGAUGGUGGUUUUAUCGAAUUGGAAGCCCAAGGUAUUUUGAUCCACAACCAACGAACGGGAAUAUGCUCACACUCUAUGUGGAUUGUCAAACCAUGGAUUCCUUUGAAAGAGGUUAACUUGGAACUUCCCAAGGAGCUAGUAGCGAAUCUCGGUUUUGGCGCCAAUCUAUUUGAAGCUUAUCUUCUUCAUUUGAAUGAUAUGGGUAUCAUAGAUGAAGAAAGACUUCCCACACCACCUCAGGAGCUUUGUCGAAUUUGUGAGCAAAAGGUCCCCAAUUGGUGGCUUGAAAGGCAUACAGAGCACUGUGCUUUGGAGCACAGAAUUGAAGAUCUGGUCGCCACGAAACAGGAGGAAUUGCAUGAUCAUAGAAGCCUGUUGAAAAACAUCUUCCUCACACUUUUGCGGAAGGAACAAAGCGAGGAGGAGGGUGUAGGUUUGUCAGAUGAUGUCAGCGAUUCCAGUAGCACCAGUAUGAGCAGUAACAGUAGUGCUAGUAGCACUAGCGUUGCAUCGUCAAUAACUGAAUAUAAGGGUUUACCUAUUCCUUAUGCCUCUCAGCCUAGAAAGACUUCCUCCGUUAGGCUAUCCCAACGAAGGUUCCCGCUGAAAAACCUUGAGCGAUUGUUGGAAUAUUGUCAUGAAGCGCUAGAGAUAAACACUGGGGAGGUAAGGGUGAACGAUAAUGAUGGUAGUGGUACAAAUGCCUUUGGUGCUGAGGUGUCGUAUUCACCAGAUUCGAAAAAGCACAUUGAGAGUCUUCAGCAGAUGAAAUUACAGGAGUCUGGGGAUGCCGCCAUUCAGAUGCUGACUAGAGACACGGUCGAAAUGUGUCUGCAGAAACUUGAAGGCAUCACACGGUAUGCAUAUGUUCUUCAGUAUGUAGAUAGAAUUACUAGAGAAACAGAUGCGAUGGUUUUGGAGACUGUGGGAUCAACGGUUGCCAAAAUCAAAGAACAAGUAUUCGGUUUUUCAGACAGUGAUGAUGAUGCCUAUGACCUUGAACAACCUCUAGCAGUGAGGUCUACCGUUCCUGUGAGAUCUCCACAGCCUCGGCGGCCUUUGGGCUUUGAUAAACGAUCGUCGACCCCAAAAGGCUCGAUCUAUGGCUAUCUGGAACGGAAAAAUAGUAGUACAGGAGGUAGCUCGUCUGGAACGAACACUCCUCAGAGUGGGAAGGUUUCUUUUCUCAACCACAGAAGCAGCUCAGGGUCAUAUGUGACAUCUAGAUCUACUCCUGUUAUCUCUGUCGGUAGUGCUGAAGAGUCUAAGACUCCGCAUGAAUCCAGUACUGCUGGUUUUAUUUCACCACGAAGACCAAAUUCGCCAGCAUUUAGCAUUCCGCUCUCUACCCUUCAAAGAAACUCUCGAGGCAGUUUUAAGCCUCUUUCUCGAGCAGCAUCACCUUUUUCGUCUCCUUUGCUACUCUCCUCGGAUACUAAUGAUGUCAGUGGAUCUGUUGGCAAUUCUUUAUUAUUAGAAAAAGCCCAGUUGUCACCACUUCUGAUUCCUCAACCAUCUAAAUUGGCUCUUCCGUCGAUUAAGGACUAUAAGGUCGUCAAGCCGAUCAGCAAGGGUGCUUUUGGGUCUGUUUUCCUCGUCAAUCGGAAACUCACUGGUGAGUAUUUUGCUAUGAAAGUCUUGGCAAAGACAGAUAUGGUCGCUAAGAACCAAGUCACCAAUGUCAAGGCAGAGAGAGCUAUUAUGAUGUCCCAAACGGAUUCUCCUUAUGUGGUUCAAUUAAUGGCAUCUUUUCAGAGUACCAACUACUUGUACUUGGUUAUGCAGUACUUGAAUGGUGGAGACUUGGCUACCUUGCUCAAGAACAUGGGUUCUAUGCCGGAUGGUUGGGCCAAAAGAUACAUAGCCGAGGUUAUCGUCGGUGUGGAUGAUUUGCAUAAAAAGGGCAUAGUUCACAGAGACUUAAAGCCUGAUAAUUUGUUGGUCGAUCAUAAUGGCCAUGUUAAACUUACAGAUUUUGGCUUAAGUCAAAUGGGUUUGGUGAGGAGACAAAAAAGAGGCUAUUAUGGUCUUUUAGAUGGCCAUUAUAAUAGCGAAAGAGCCUCUUUGGGGUCUAUAGGCUCUCUUGAUGAGAAUCUCCGGCGUCCCAGUGAUCACAGUUCUUUUGAAGAGCCGCGAAGUCCCAUUGUUAGCGCGAAGAUGGGUCCGAGUGGAUCGUUGCAUGCUAGGCACGCUUCUCAUGGCUCUUCUAUUCUUGUGCAUAGCGCUUCGAGCUCAGUUGAUGAGACUUCUCUAUAUCGGCGUGGCUCCUUAAUAAAUAGGGGAAGUGGUUCAGGGCAUAGAGGGUCAAGUCUUCUUAGUCAAGGUACAUCUGUUGAUGAGUCCAGUGGCAAGGCUGCAUCUGCUGGAUCCAGUGGUGGUGGCAUUGGUUUGGUUCGCAAAUCUCUUCCAAAUGUCACGCCGCUUUCAUUAAGUCCUGCAUCAUCAUUACCCGGUUCAACUUUGGCUACGCCUACAUCCGAUAAUGAAGUAUGGCAAUUGCGUGCUCCUAAUGGCUCGUUAGCAGCUACAGCAACUCAGACUGCGGCUUCUCCUUCUACCUCAGUUUCGGCCACUGCAGUUUCUUCUUCUCCAUUGUUACGUCCUAUGACCCGGAAAACCUCGUCUCAAACGCUUCUUGUGUUCAAUGAUAACGAAGAUAAACAGGCUAAAACUCCUGAAAUCACUAAUUAUGCUUUAUUUGAUCCUCAACGCUCUGUACAAUCUCGCCGUUUCGUUGGAACUCCAGAUUACUUGGCGCCAGAAACUGUCGCUGGUAAGGGCCAGGAUGCGGCGUCGGAUUGGUGGUCUAUUGGUUGCAUUUUAUUUGAGUUUUUGUUUGGUUAUACACCGUUCAAUGCUGAGACUGCUGAGACAGUGUUUCAGAACAUUUUGCAGGGAGAGAUUCAAUGGCCCAAUAUUUCGCAAGAGCAGUUCAGCUACUAUUGCAAAGAUAAUGCUAAGGAUCUAAUUGUGAAAUUACUCAAUAAGGAUCCGGCGAAGAGAUUAGGUGUGAAUGGAUCGCAAGAGAUUAUGAAUCAUCCAUAUUUUGCAAGUGUUAACUGGGAUACUCUCUUUGAAGAAGAGGCGUCGUUUGUUCCUGAUACGGAGAACCCAGAGUCUACCGAGUACUUUGACAGUCGUGGUGCCAGUAUGUUAUUAUUAGACAGGGAAGAAGACGACAAGAAGAACUUAACCCCUGCGUCUGACGAGGUUACGACCGUGGGAGAUUUUACUGUUCAUAAGGGAUCAGUCUGCAACGAGAAAGCGCGUUCUCGAUCUGGCUCGUCAUCCCUUAGCUCACCUCGGCAAAGUUUCUCUAGAUUGUCUGCCCAGCAUAUUAUUUCUAAACGGGAAAGGCGUGGCUCUAGGCUUAAUGAGCCCUCUAGCUCGUCAGAGUUUGGCUCUUUUCAGUUUAGAAAUUUGGCUAUUCUCGAAAAGCAGAACAAGGAUACCAUCAACAGGCUUAAAAGUGAGCAUCUGGAACGUAGGGGAAGUAUGUCAUCCGUUGGAUCUUCUGAUAGUCUGAAUUAUCAGCCUGUAACUCCUGGUGGCGCCUCUGGUGCAGGUACAGGCGGCGGAUAUUUGGGGAUCAGUACAUCAGGAGGAACGAAAGGUUACGUGAAAAGAGGAUCGUCACCUUCUCCCCAAGUACUCAAGUCUCCCACAUUAUCUUUUAACUCGUUGUCCGUUCCCAAAUACCUUCGUAAGGUGUCUGGGGGUAGCUCAGCACCCGGAUCGAGUUCCAGUUCGGGUUCCACGGAACUAUCGGCAUCUCCUGUGACGAGUAUGAAACCGGUAGCUAAGUCUGGCGCUCAUGCAAUAGGGGAUCUAUCUCCUUAUUCGUCUGAUACGGAGGAGAGGGCUUCCAUUGUAGCACGUGCGAGAUACAGAAGGUCAAAUAGGCGACUUACCGGUCAGUCGACGUCUUCUGCUGCUACUACUGACACUACUGGUAGUUUUGGCAAGCUCUUAAACACGUUGGACGUUUUAGUUUGUGAACCUAUCCCUAUCUAUCGGUUUUCUAUCCAGAAGGAUUUAAAGAAAUGCGGCUGCGAUGUUGUCGCAGUUUCUGGGGGGUCUGAGUUGAUCAAAUGCAGUACCGGUGACGUGAAAUUUGACGUGAUUUUUCUCUCUACGCAGCUUCAGAAGCUUGAUGCUGCAGACUUGGUAAAACUAAUAAGACAUACACCCUGUGUUAAUUCUGACACCAAGACUGUGGCACUGACCCCUUCGUAUCAGGAUACUCUGAAAAAGGGUAUAUUUGAUACGGUUAUUGAGUAUCCUAUAACGAUUUCCAAGUUGAAUGAGGUGUUGGAUGAAUAUAGACAUCGCACAAGGUUUGAGGAGGAGGCCGUGGUGACGGAUACAGAAUAA
This is a messenger RNA of Brettanomyces nanus, 5157 nucleotides long. RefSeq lists its product as uncharacterized. The record is from RefSeq and is a predicted model, not a curated record. The transcript has a single exon. Gene Ontology annotation, cellular component: cytoplasm; nucleus. Gene Ontology annotation, biological process: phosphorelay signal transduction system; peptidyl-serine phosphorylation. Gene Ontology annotation, molecular function: ATP binding; protein serine/threonine kinase activity. NCBI's taxonomy places the organism in Eukaryota, Fungi, Ascomycota, Pichiomycetes, Pichiales, Pichiaceae. The coding region runs from base 1 to 5157 and encodes 1718 amino acids.